Bipolaris sorokiniana ND90Pr is the source of this 456-nucleotide messenger RNA. RefSeq lists its product as uncharacterized. The coding region runs from base 133 to 399 and encodes 88 amino acids. The record is from RefSeq and is a predicted model, not a curated record. The transcript has a single exon. Lineage: Eukaryota; Fungi; Ascomycota; Dothideomycetes; Pleosporales; Pleosporaceae.
CUCCCUAACCCUUAUGCCCAUCACAUCCCAAUAGCCCGUUUUCGAACUCCACUAAAAGAGCAAAAGCUACAUACCACACCAACACUAGUACUAACAUAACCCCAGCCCUAUCUAAACUCUACACUUUCCCCCAUGCCACCCCAUCCCAUGCCCAUCUGCAACAACGCCAAGAAAAAACACCGGAAGCCGUCAUCCAGCACAUAUUACGCAUCGGAACCUCACAGCAGCCCAAAAGAAAACAAGCCACCCUCACACCGCCCCCCCUGCACAGCGCUUACCUUCACCCAUCCGAACAACCCAACCAUUCAGGACCUCCUCAAUCCCCGAUUUUUCUCCAUAUCAACUCCCCAACACAGCAAAGCCCCUCAACCUAGCCUUCCUAGAAUAAAAUAUCCAUGAGACCCAUUAAUCAUUUGUACCGCAACCCUUGUAAAUCUUCCCUUACUGUGAAGAAGA